CAGAAACAUUAAACGUGUCAUGAUCGUGCACCUGUUCUCCAUCCCAGUGGACAUAAUGUGCAUGAUGUCAUCAGCGUGCGCCACUCCCUCUGAAAUGUCCUACUGUAUUACAGAAUACUAACCGCUUCAGGGAUCACAGUUUGUCUGUUAGCCAGCAGCAGUGAGGGAAGCUGCACAUGCAGGGCAGGCAGCCUGAGAGCUGACAGGGCCUGGCAGGGCUAUGCGCUUUAGGAGCUCGAUGGCUACCUCCAGGUCAGAGUUCCGACUCAUGCAGCCCCCUCCAUCCGCUUAAUUAGAUCAGAUGCUUGUGAACACCAGCACAGUCUCAGUCGGAACACUCUGGGUCUCCCUCCGCGGCCUGUUGGGGGGGGGGUGUUCCACGAAAGGCGUGUACCAAGUACCCCAGGUGGCCGGCGUCUACCAAGUACCCCAGGUGGCCGACGUCUACCAAGUACCCCAGGGGGCCGGCGUCUACCAAGUACCCCAGGUGGCCGGCGUCUACCAAGUACCCCAGGUGGCCGGCGUCUACCAAGUACCCCAGGUGGCCGGCGUCUACCAAGUACCCCAGGUGGCCGGCGUCUACCAAGUACCCCAGGUGGCCGGCGUCUACCAAGUACCCCAGGUGGCCGGCGUCUACCAAGUACCCCAGGUGGCCGGCGUCUACCAAGUGCCGCCGGGGGCCAGCUUCCACUCUACAUGCCAGGAGGCCUGAGGGCCUUGGGAGUUAAUGCUCGCUGUAUGUGGAAAGGGCCCCAGGGGCCCAGGGGGUCAGCAUGAGCUCUAUCUGCUGGGGCCCUCAUGGUUAAUUUGCCCCACUGGCCUGGUCCAUAACCCAGGCAAGGCUCCAGGGGGCGCUAUCUUUAGUUUUGUCUGUAUUCUAUAUAAAUAACAUCAAAUGUUAACCCUCAUGGUAUAAAUAUAAUUCAUACAAUGGGGACGGCAUCACACUGCUGUUUAGCCUUCUGCUCUGCCUUCAUGUACUUUGAUAUGCUGUGAAGCUCUUGAUGUAAACAGACUUAUUUACAGUCAGCUGUUAAGGAAAUUGUCUCAUCUAAAAUUUAGAUAUUAUAUGACACUUUUAGUAUGACCAUUAAAAACCUCCACAACUACACUUGGCUGAUGUUCCUUUUUACCUGUUUAUAUAUGUUUUUGUUUGUUUGUUUAGUUUUGUUAUGUGGCCAUUUUGUAUAGGAGGGAUGGUCUGUUGCUCGCCUCUAGUAUAAAAGA
This is a messenger RNA of Brienomyrus brachyistius, 1227 nucleotides long. Its product is annotated as enhancer of filamentation 1-like. The transcript is spliced from 2 exons. Lineage: Eukaryota; Metazoa; Chordata; Actinopteri; Osteoglossiformes; Mormyridae. The record is from RefSeq and is a predicted model, not a curated record. Bases 302 to 712 code for a protein of 136 amino acids.